Molecule: messenger RNA, 2947 nt
Organism: Humulus lupulus (European hop)
Lineage: Eukaryota; Viridiplantae; Streptophyta; Magnoliopsida; Rosales; Cannabaceae
Product: pre-mRNA-processing factor 39-1
Exons: 15
Coding region: 234-2717 (827 amino acids)
Biological process (GO): mRNA 5'-splice site recognition; RNA processing
Cellular component (GO): commitment complex; U2-type prespliceosome; U1 snRNP
Molecular function (GO): protein binding
Source: RefSeq, a predicted model, not a curated record
ACCAAAAUUGUAGCAUAAAUUACUCUCUCUCUCUCCUCGUUAUCCCUGUACGCGGCGACGCAUUGUACGGUUCGGUUCCAGAACUCUCUCAACGACGCCGUUUUCGAUUCUCAACUCUGGGUUUAUUCUUCCAACUCCUAGGUUUAACCCUUUCCUAGGGUUUUGGUGGAUUGUUUUCUGUGUUUCCGCUUAAGUUUGUGCACUAUCAAGAAUAAAAAAUUUAUACGUGAAGCAUGGGUGACAGUGAAACAGUUGUUGCUCAUACAUCUUCCGUGUCAGGAUAUGCAUCAGCAGGCUAUAGUUCCACUGGCUAUGCUGAUGAGAGCUCAAAUGUUGCUUCGGAUGCUGGUGGAUUGCCUUCUGCGUCUGCCGGUGAAAUUUCUACUUCUGCAGCCUCUACAGCUGCAGCCUUUGCCGCUGAUGAUGGUUCUAAUGCAAGUGAGAAGAAUGACUAUAAUUCUCUAAUGCAAGCAUCUGAAGCCAGUACAGGAAUUGAAGCCAUGGAUUCUUCCCAAGCUACUGGGUAUGAUACUUCUGUCAAUGGAACUGCUGUUCUAGGGUCUGUUGAAAAUGGAAAUGCCUCAGAUAACGUGGGUGGAGCUAUGGAUGCUCAACAGUAUGUGGACGGUACUGCUAUGUCUACUGAAGAAGAGAGGUUGUGGAACAUCGUGAAGGCAAAUUCUUUAGAUUUUAAUGCCUGGACUGCUUUGAUUGAAGAGACAGAGAAAGUUACUGAGAACAACAUAUUGAAAAUCAGAAAAGUUUAUGAUGCAUUUUUAGCAGAGUUUCCAUUGUGUUAUGGGUAUUGGAAGAAGUAUGCUGAUCAUGAGGCUCACUUGGGUUCUAUUGAUAAAGUUGUUGAGGUUUAUGAGCGAGCAGUUCAGGGAGUUACCUAUUCAGUCGACAUCUGGCUGCAUUACUGCAUAUUUGCAAUAAGCACAUAUGGAGACCCAGAAACUGUUAGAAGGUUUUUUGAGCGAGCACUUGCUUAUGUUGGAACAGAUUACCUUUCCUUCCCUCUCUGGGAUAAGUAUAUUGAGUAUGAAUAUAUGCAGCAGGAUUGGAGUCGACUUGCCAUGAUUUAUACUAGGAUCUUGGAGAAUCCAAAUCAACAACUGGAUCGCUAUUUUAACAGCUUUAAAGAAUUAGCUGGAAACCGGCCUCUGUCAGAACUGAGGACUUCUGAAGAAGCUGCUGCUGUAGCAGGUGCACCUUCAGAAGCUGCUGCUGCCGCAGAUGUGCCUUCGGAAACUGCUGCUGACCAAGUAAAUGGAGAAGAGGUCCACACUGAUGGUGCAGAUCCAUCCUUUAAAGCUGUUAGUGCUGGCUCAACAGAUGCAGAAGAGUUGGAGAAGUACAUCACUAUUAGAGAAGAGAUGUAUAAGAAAGCUAAAGAGUUUGAUUCAAAGAUCAUUGGUUUUGAAACAGCUAUCAGGAGGCCCUACUUUCAUGUGCGUCCCCUUAAUGUCACAGAACUUGAAAAUUGGCACAACUACCUGGAUUUUAUAGAAAGAGAAGGAGAUUUGAACAAGGUUGUCAAGCUGUAUGAAAGAUGCCUAAUUGCAUGUGCAAAUUACUCCGAGUACUGGAUUCGAUAUGUCUUGUGCAUGGAAGCCAGUAAAAGUUUGGAUCAUGCCAAUAAUGCACUUGUUCGUGCGACCCAAGUUUUUGUUAAGAGGCAUCCAGAAAUUCAUCUUUUCGCUGCUAGGUUCAAAGAACAAAGUGAGGACAUUGUAGGUGCUCGCGCUGCUUAUCAGCUUGUACAUUCUGAAAUUUCACCAGGUCUUCUAGAAGCAAUAAUAAAGCAUGCAAACAUGGAACAUCGGCUGGGUAAUUUGGAAGAUGCUUUUUCUUUAUACGAACAGGCUAUUGCCAUUGAAAAAGGAAAAGAACAUUCACAGGCAUUACCUAUGUUAUUUGCUCAAUAUUCACGGUUUGCAUACUUGGUUUCUGGGAAUGCUGUAAAAGCUAGGGAAAUUCUUGUUGAAGCACUUGAGCAUGUCCAAUUGUCAAAACCUCUUCUCGAGGCCCUAAUACAUUUUGAGUCGAUACAGUCCCAACCAAAGCAAAUUGAUUACCUAGAAUCAUUGGUUCUAAGGUUCAUAGAGCCUAACUCUGAGACCCUCAAUGUUGCAAGUGUUGCCGAAAGAGAAGAGCUAUCUAGCAUUUUUCUGGAGUUUUUGAAUCUUUUUGGAGAUGCUCAGUCAAUCAAGAAGGCUGAGGAUCAUCAUGCCAAGCUCUUCUUACCUCAUAGAAGCACAACAGAGUUGAAAAAGCGUCACGCUGAGGAUUUUCUAGCAUCAGAUAAAACAAAAUUAGCGAAAUCCUACUCUGGCGUUCCUUCACCUGGUCAGUCCUUGAUGGGAGCAUAUCCGAGUCCACAGAACCAGUGGGCUGCUGGUUAUGGUGGCCAGCCUCAAGCUUGGCCGCCAGCUACACAAGCUCAGGGACAGCAGUGGACCCCUGGCUAUACCCAGCAGGCUGCAUAUGGCGGUGCAUAUGGUGCUUAUGGUAGCAGCUACACCACUCCACAAGUACCCGCUGCUGCAACAGCGCCUCAGAGUGCUGCUGCCGCUGCUGCUUACGCCACUUAUCCUCCUACAUAUCCUGCUCAGCAGACCUACCCUCAACAAGGCUAUGCACAGCCCACAGCAGCAGCAGCAACGGUUGCUUCGGCACAGCAACCCGCCUCGGCCUAUUACAGCGGUUACUAUUAAGAUGAUAAGAAUGUUUAUGGCAAUAUUUUGCCACUUGUAAUCUCGUUUUUGUCUUCCCUUUCUUGCCAUCUUUUUGGUCCAAGUCUUUUUUUAGGAUUUUUUUUUGGGUUGAAACAUUGGUAUGUAGCUAAAUGCAGAUCUUAGGAGAGAGUUAAAAAAAAAAAAGAUGAGUUAGUGUUUCACAUUAGGUGACAGUGUAUUUCAUUUAUAUUUAAGCUUUUUACUAUCUA